Molecule: messenger RNA, 1604 nt
Organism: Syzygium oleosum
Lineage: Eukaryota; Viridiplantae; Streptophyta; Magnoliopsida; Myrtales; Myrtaceae
Product: serine carboxypeptidase-like 18
Exons: 14
Coding region: 74-1462 (462 amino acids)
Biological process (GO): secondary metabolic process; proteolysis
Molecular function (GO): acyltransferase activity, transferring groups other than amino-acyl groups; serine-type carboxypeptidase activity
Source: RefSeq, a predicted model, not a curated record
AGGAAGGAAGAAUCUUACAGAAAUUUGCCUAUUCUCUUUUCUCUUCCGUUUUUCUUGGUUGGACGAGCCAAGAAUGUUGCAUCUCCUACUUCCAUUGCUGCUCUUGAUCUCCAACGUUGGACGAUCACAAUCAGCGAUCGUCGGGAGCCUCCCGGGUUUCCCCGGAGAUCUUCCCUUUAAACUCGAAACUGGAUACGUAGGGGUAGGAGAGUUGGAGGAAGUGCAGCUAUUUUACUACUUCAUCGAGUCCGAGAGGAGCCCCAAGGACGACCCCUUGCUGCUUUGGCUAACCGGCGGUCCGGGUUGCUCUGCUCUGUCCGGCCUCCUCUUCGAAAUAGGUCCUUUGCAGUUUGAUUAUUCACAUUCUAGCGGAAAUAAACCAGUGUUCAAGUUAAAUCCCUAUUCCUGGACAAAGAUAGCCAACAUUAUAUUUUUGGAUGCGCCCGUGGGUACGGGAUUUUCAUAUGCAACGAGAUAUACAGCAUACGAUAGUAGCGACACUUCCUCGGCAGCACAAACAUAUGAGUUCUUAAGAAAGUGGCUUAUGGCUCAUCCCAAGUACCUCACAAACCAGCUUUACAUCACCGGUGAUUCUUAUUCCGGUGUCCUUGUUCCCAUCAUUGUUAAAGAAUUAUACGAUGGCAAUGAAGCUGGACGCGAGCCGCCGAUGAAUCUCCAAGGUUAUGUGCUAGGCAAUCCGGUGACUUGUGAGGUAAAGGACAUUAGUCAAAGAAUUCCAUUCGGUCACAAGACGGCUCUCAUAUCAGAUGAACUUUACGAGUCAACGAAAACGGAUUGCAAUGGAGAUUACGUGAAUGUAGAUCCUACCAAUGAGCAGCAUGACCUUGAAAUGGUGUCAAUAUGCCUUGAGAAGAUAUUUUUGGGUCACAUACUGGAACCGAUAUGUAGUGUCAUAUCUCCUAACCAUACAAGGCUAAGAUGGAGCAGAAGUAUACUUGAAGAGAAUCUCAUCAACAUUGUCUUGGUGCCUCAACAAUCCAGGCCAUGGUGUCGGAGCUAUAACUACUUGUAUGCUUACAUUUGGGCCAACGAUAGGAAUGUCCGAGAAGCCCUUCACAUACGAGAGGGCACGAAGCCAGAGUGGGAUAGAUGCAACUACAGUAUAUCUUACACUAAGGACGUUCUUAAUAGUGUAGUCUAUCAUAGAUACCUCUCUAAGACAUCCCUCCGCGCCCUAAUUUACAGUGGUGAUCAUGACAUGGCUAUUCCGUAUGUGGGUACGCUGGAUUGGAUAAGCUCACUCAAUUUGACUUUACUUGGUCCGUGGUCGCCUUGGUUUGUGGAAGGUCAAGUAGCCGGAUACUCUAUAUUAUAUUCGGAGAAUAGUAAGUAUGAUUUGACAUUUACAACAAUCAAGGGAGGGGGACACACAGCUCCGGAGUAUAAACCCAAAGAAUGUCUUGCAAUGGUUGACAGAUGGAUCUCUUAUUACCCUCUCUAGCUAAUUUUAAUUGGUCGUUGGGUUAAUAGUACUCGAACCAAUCCAGAUUUGUCACCCAAUAAAUAAUGUGGUCGGGUCCUGUCAGCUCAUCCUUCCGUUUUUUUUGUGAGGAGCUUUGGCUCUGGUGGAUGAGUCAUCAAGA